AUGGAAAUAUAUCUGCAGGCGACGGGGGCCUACGGAAGGCCCAAAAGCCAACAGAAGGCCAUCAUACUACAUUAUGCCGGCCCACAGGACAUCAAAGUCAGUGACCAAUUCACAUACCAGGAAGGGGAGGACGAGGGCGACCCGGAGACACUAUUGAAAAAGCUACACGACUACUGCAACCCAAGAGACAACGAAGUGUUAGAGACGUUUCGCUUUUUGAAAUUACCCAUCUGCUCCCCAUUUGAAACCUACCUAACGAAGCUAAAGUCCCAGGCAAACAAAUGUAAUUUUAAGGAGCCAGACAGGAUGAUCCGGGACAAAAUAGUGUUCUCCUCAGACAGAAAAGUGCAGGACAAAUUCCUGGCAUGCCCAGAGCUGUCCCUGAAAAGAACAAUUGAGAUUUGCAGAGCCUUCGAACAGUCAACGACCAGUGUUGAGGAAAUACGAGCUGAAACUCAGGCCCAAGUUGACAAAAUGGAAAGAACAACACAAAAAUCUACAGCUACACCCUUAGAGUGCCGAUUCUGUGGACGACACCACGCGUUCAAUAAAACAGCAUGCCCGGCUUGGGGACAGACAUGCAAGCGAUGCGGGGAAAGAUACCACUUCGCAAGAAAGUGCAACAGAGUAAAAGGAAGCACACUUGUACACAAGGCGUCAGGGUACGAGCCAGAGUGGCUAAAUACAAUAAACGCACUCAAGUCGACAAGAGACAGGCUCACGGCUGAAUUCGUAGUGAAUGGUCAAAGAGUGAAAUUCCAGUUAGACACAGGAGCCGACGUCAACAUCAUUUGUAAAAGAUUUGUCAAGAGAUGUCAAGCAGUGGAGACCACACAAACUCUAAGAAUGUGGAACAUGACUGAACAGAAGCCAGAAGGAGUUGCUGAUUUACCAAUGACAAACCCAAAAACUGGGAAAACAACUGUAGUGAAGUUCGUCGUCGUUGGAAAUAACUUCCAAUGCCUCCUAGGCUUGAUAACGUGUCAAGAACUGGACCUCAUUACACUCAACGACAACAAUUUUGUCUCUCAAGUUCAGUCAACCAACGAUAACAUAGGUGACCUAGGAGAAGCGAAACUAACCAUCGAUGCAAGCAAGUCUCCAGUGGUGUCUGCAUGCCGCAAUAUUCCUUUCGCAUACAGAGACAAAGUCAAGAAAGAGCUUGAUGUACUCGUGAAGAGAAAAAUACUGGUCCCGGUAGAGGAGCCAACGGAUUGGGUCAGUCAAAUGGCCAUUGUUCAGAAAAAAACGGAGAUUUGCGAAUCUGUAUAG
Biomphalaria glabrata is the source of this 1272-nucleotide messenger RNA. RefSeq lists its product as uncharacterized. The transcript has a single exon. The record is from RefSeq and is a predicted model, not a curated record. The coding region runs from base 1 to 1272 and encodes 423 amino acids. NCBI's taxonomy places the organism in Eukaryota, Metazoa, Mollusca, Gastropoda, Planorbidae.